AUGCUACCAACACCGUCAACAUCACACGUGUCGUACGACAGGAUCUACGAACCAGCAGAAGACUCGUAUCUAUAUCUCGACACACUGUCAUCCGCAUCGGAGACGGAAUGGCUACAAGCGCGCUUUAAGCCUUCUUUCGAUCAGACUUCCGCCUCCAGUUUACCCUCAACAACUACAACAUCACCACAUCGAACCGGACGAGCACCGACACCGAUAACCACCCCUCCACUAGUCGUCGAACUCGGGCCCGGAUCCGGCGUCAUAAUCGCCUUCCUCACAGCCCACGCCCACACCAUUUUCGGCCAACCCGUCCUCAGCCUCGGCGUGGACGUGAACCCGCAUGCAUGCCUGGCCACCCGCACGACCGUGGAGAAGGCACUCUACGAAACGAGGACAGCGCCUGAGUCCAACAGCACCAUUAACAACAGCAUAUACCUAGCUUCUCUGACGGGCGACCUCACCACACCCCUUCGACCAGGCGAAGUCGACGUACUCAUAUUCAACCCGCCCUAUGUGCCGACCGAUUCUGUGCCGGACUUUGAAGCGCUUCGAAAUCAAAAUCAAAAUCAGCAAAUACACACAGUCCCUGUGACAAGUGUCGGUGCCGACGCCAACGACACUCAAUCAAAUCCCAAACUCGACACAAAGGUCUCCUCCUACUCGUCUUCGUUGACUUUUGAAGAGUCCUCACAUCUGCUCGCACUAUCGUAUGCAGGUGGCAUCGACGGCAUGCAGGUCACGAUGCGACUGCUCCGCCAGAUUCCGCUCAUUUUGAGUCCGCGGGGUGUCGCGUAUAUUCUGUUCUGUCGGGGUAAUAAGCCUGAAGAGGUCAAGAGUUGGAUUCGAAGUUGGAAUGAUGAUGGAAGCGACAACAGCGGGAGUGAUGAUGGCCGCCGCCGCUGGACGGCUGAGACUGUUGGAUCGAGUGGGAAGACGGCUGGAUGGGAAAAGUUGGAAAUUGUGCGGAUAUGCAGAGAAUGA
This is a messenger RNA of Exophiala dermatitidis NIH/UT8656, 981 nucleotides long. RefSeq lists its product as uncharacterized. The record is from RefSeq and is a predicted model, not a curated record. Lineage: Eukaryota; Fungi; Ascomycota; Eurotiomycetes; Chaetothyriales; Herpotrichiellaceae. Gene Ontology annotation, molecular function: protein methyltransferase activity; S-adenosylmethionine-dependent methyltransferase activity; nucleic acid binding. The coding region runs from base 1 to 981 and encodes 326 amino acids. Gene Ontology annotation, biological process: methylation. Gene Ontology annotation, cellular component: eRF1 methyltransferase complex. The transcript has a single exon.